Gavia stellata (red-throated loon) is the source of this 1713-nucleotide messenger RNA. It is a transcript of the gene PHACTR1, whose product is annotated as phosphatase and actin regulator 1. The transcript has 15 exons. The coding region runs from base 94 to 1713 and encodes 539 amino acids. Gene Ontology annotation, biological process: cell motility; stress fiber assembly. Lineage: Eukaryota; Metazoa; Chordata; Aves; Gaviiformes; Gaviidae. Gene Ontology annotation, molecular function: actin binding. The record is from RefSeq and is a predicted model, not a curated record.
GACUACUUUUUGGAUGUCGAGUCUGCUCACAGACUGUUUUACAGUCAAGGAGCUCAAGCUCGCCGGGCCACGCUGCUCACCGUGCCCACAUUAAUGGCGGCAUCUUCCGAGGAGGACAUCGACCGCAGACCCAUCCGCCGCGUCCGCUCCAAGAGCGACACCCCCUACCUCGCCGAGGCCCGCAUCUCCUUCAACCUCGAGACAGCUGAGGAAGUGGAAAGACUGGCUGCAAUGCGUUCAGACUCUCUAGUACCUGGGACUCACACACCUCCGAUCAGAAGAAGAAGCAAAUUCGCCACUCUCGGAAGGCUUUUUAAACCAUGGAAAUGGAGGAAGAAGAAGAGUGAAAAAUUUAAGCAUACUUCAGCAGCUUUGGAGAGAAAAAUAUCAAUGAGGCAAAGCAGAGAGGAGCUUAUAAAACGAGGAGUGCUGAAAGAAAUUUUUGAUAAAGAUGGGGAACUUUCCAUACCAAAUGACGAAGGAGCUUUGGAGAAUGGGCAGCCUCUGGGCUCCGGGCAAGUGCUGAGCUCCAGCCAGGUAUCCCUGCCAGCCCUAGCAGAACUGGAGACGGGUCCAGCAUCUGGGGAACCCUGCUCAUACGAGGUGCUCCCAACCACAGAGAUCAUGGAUGGGACAGAUCCUGGCGCUCCUGUGAAACUGCCUUGUAUGCCAGUUAAACUGUCACCUCCACUACCUCCAAAGAAAGUCAUGAUUUGCAUGCCUUUAGGGGGGCCAGACCUCUCUCUCUCAUCCUAUUCCACACAGAAGAGCUCCCAGCAGCCUUUGACCCAGCACCAUCACACUGUCCUGCCAUCCCAGUUAGCAGCUCACCAGCACCAGCUCCAGUACGGCAGCCACAGCCAGCACCUGCCUUCUGGGUCCAGCACGUUGCCCAUUCACCCUUCAGGGUGCCGGAUGAUAGAGGAACUGAACAAAACGCUAGCCAUGACCAUGCAAAGGCUAGAAAGCCUGGAAGCCAGAAUAUACUGCAGUACUGCCUAUCACUACUCUGGUUUACACACAGGUGACAGUGUUACAAAAACAGGACCUGGGGGCCUUCCAGACAUGAGACAAGUGCCAACUGUUGUGAUCGAAUGCGAUGACAAUAAAGAAAAUGUGCCUCAUGAAACCGACUAUGAAGAUUCUUCCUGCCUCUACACAAGACAGGAAGAGGAGGAAGAGGAAGAUGAAGAUGAGGAUAACUCAUUAUUUACAAGCUCCCUGGCAAUGAAAGUCUGCAGGAAGGACUCUCUAGCAAUCAAACUAAGCAACAGGCCUUCCAAGCGAGAGCUGGAGGAAAAGAAUAUCCUCCCCAUGCAGACUGAUGAAGAGAGGCUCGAACUUAGGCAGCAGAUUGGGACAAAGUUAACAAGACGACUGAGCCAGAGGCCGACUGCUGAAGAAUUGGAGCAGAGGAACAUAUUGAAACCCCGCAAUGAGCAAGAGGAGCAGGAAGAAAAACGAGAGAUAAAGAGAAGAUUAACACGGAAGCUGAGUCAAAGGCCCACGGUAGAAGAGCUACGUGAGAGGAAGAUCCUCAUCCGCUUCAGUGACUACGUGGAAGUGGCAGACGCACAGGACUACGACAGGAGGGCAGAUAAACCCUGGACACGACUCACAGCCGCCGACAAAGCAGCCAUUCGAAAAGAGCUUAAUGAAUUUAAAAGCACUGAAAUGGAAGUUCAUGAAUUAAGUAGGCAUCUAACAAGGUAA